GCGUUGUCGGAUGAACUUUCGCAGAAGUUGUUACUCUUCAGUGGAAAGGUGAAAGGUCAACCACGACGAUUGAGUUCCUCUCUUGGCUAGGCGUUAAUGACAUCAUGAACCCAGCCCCUGAUUGGCCAUCCUCAGCCCUGCCGUCAGUGGAUAAGAUCCCUUCUAUCCCACGGCUUUUUCCAUGGAGCUCCCCCCCCGCGCCGACACCGCGUCACGGCACCAGCGAUUCACUCACUUUGUCAAAACUUCCCUUACCUCAGGGGCAACGGACCGACAACGAAGCUGAAGACUAGAACAUGGGGGUUUCUGGCCGCCUCCCGCGAUCACGUCUUCGCCAAAUGCCCAAAAGGGUGAUGCCGCCAAGUCCCGCUUCACAGUUUUUCUGUUGACUCACUGGAAGAGAUUCUGUUGGCCGAGACCCCUGCCCGAGGGCGUUUUCAAGACAUAAAGAAUACGAUAUAAAAACUCAACCCUGCCCUUUUUUUCGCCCGCCAUGACGCGAUCAACCAUCCUCAACAACGAGAUUGUGGCCCACGCCAACGAAGAGAGCCCUCUCCUGCCACAAUCGCAAAGAAUGGGACCGCCAAAAGACGAUGCCGUGCCGACGCUUCAAAAAUGGCGGGAUUACUUCAUGGUGGACGUGAGCCGUGAUUGGGCCGAUCUCAUUCUCAUCCUCUGCUAUCUCAUCACCGGCCUCCUCGACAGCGCCUCGAUAUCAGUAUGGGGGAGUUUUGUGUCUAUGCAAACGGGAAACACCGUCUACAUCGGCCUCGGCCUGGCCGACCCCUCGGCCUCGACCCGCUGGCUCAAAUCCGGCACCUCCCUCCUCUCCUUCCUCCUGGGAUCCUUUCUCUUCUCCCGCUUCCACCGCUUCUUCUCGGCCAAACGCCGCUGGGUCCUCUGCGCGUCCUUCACCGCCCAACUCCUCCUCAUCGUCGCGGCCGCCUGCAUGGUCACGCUGGCCGGCUCGGACGUGCACCCGGAGUCGGUCGCCUGGUACGUCCUCGUGCCCAUCGCGCUGGUGGCGUUUCAGAGCUGCGGGCAGGCUGUCAUGAGCCGGGCGCUCAAGUACAAUGCGCUCACGAGCGUGGUGCUGACGAGCAUCUACUGUGACUUGUUCUCCGAUGCGGACUUGUUCGCGGUGCACAAUGCGGAACGGAAUCGGAGGGUGGCGGCGCCGCUGUCGCUGCUGCUCGGUGCGUUCUUGGGAGGGAAGCUGGCGAACACAGAGUUUGGUGUCGCCGGGGCGUUGUGGGCAGCGGCUGGGUUGAAGUUGAUUGUGGUGGUGAUUUGGAUAUUCUGGCCGGCUGACCCGUCGUUGGAUGAGGCGGUUUAAGACAGGUAUCAUGGGAUAGAUUCAAAGGUCAUCGGGAACGCUCUAAAUCAAAUCAUGUUAGACCAGCCGUUUUGGAGGCUGUUUUUUGUUCUAUGAAACCUAUCCGAUUCCAUAACUCCAAAAGUCUUACCUGCCCAAGACGACGCCUUUGAAUCUUUCCUCGCCAACACCUUCAAGUUCUCCACGUCCUCUCUCAUCCUUUCCUCUCUCAACAGCUUCUUGGUGUUGAGCCUCCAACCAGUCAACCGCCUGGGAAGGUAGGCUCCCGGGUGGUAAACCGCCAUAAGC
Messenger RNA from Podospora pseudocomata, 1624 nucleotides. RefSeq lists its product as uncharacterized. NCBI's taxonomy places the organism in Eukaryota, Fungi, Ascomycota, Sordariomycetes, Sordariales, Podosporaceae. The transcript has 3 exons. The coding region runs from base 494 to 1336 and encodes 280 amino acids. The record is from RefSeq and is a predicted model, not a curated record.